ACUCGUUACUUUGAAAAUAUGUCAUUUGAAGACUUCAUUAGCAAGUUUCAAGAAUUAGCGAUAAAUAAAAAUGACGGCAAUCUAAUGACACAUAAUAGCAAUCAUAUUAAGUUUGCAAUGCAGAUCAGGAAUCUUCUGCUGCAAAAUAACAACACGCCAUUUUAUGCUGAAAUAUCUGAACGAUGGGCUGUGAUUAAUGGCAUA
Molecule: messenger RNA, 204 nt
Organism: Racocetra persica
Lineage: Eukaryota; Fungi; Glomeromycota; Glomeromycetes; Diversisporales; Gigasporaceae
Source: the annotation of a GenBank genome assembly